Messenger RNA from Papilio xuthus (Asian swallowtail), 14017 nucleotides. It is a transcript of the gene Hml, whose product is annotated as hemolectin. The transcript is spliced from 85 exons. The record is from RefSeq and is a predicted model, not a curated record. Bases 87 to 13778 code for a protein of 4563 amino acids. Gene Ontology annotation, cellular component: extracellular region; extracellular matrix. Gene Ontology annotation, molecular function: chitin binding; protein binding. NCBI's taxonomy places the organism in Eukaryota, Metazoa, Arthropoda, Insecta, Lepidoptera, Papilionidae.
GCCGGUAUUCAGUUCGGCUUGUGGCUUACAGGCUGACGAACGUGUCGUUAAGUACAUCAUAAAUGGAUACGAACAAUUAAUUGAAGAUGUAUUUACAAGAAGCGUUCAUAUUUUUGUGCGCGAUUUAUUUAUGUAGAGCUGGAUACGGCUACGGAGGCUAUGAACCUACUGUACAAUCAGACGUAGAAGCACCAUCUUACGUUCCGUCAUACGCAAGGAAAUAUCCGGCCGCUUACUCGUCGCAUCUCUACACGAAAACCGGAUAUACUGGCACGAAAACCGGAUAUACGGGCACCAAAACCGGUUACCAUGGCACUAAGACAGGUUACCAUGGCACUAAGAACGGUUACACGGGUACGAAAACCGGUUAUGUACCUUGGUCAAACCCUGGAUACGGACCUUCAAGUACUGGGUUUUCGCCCGUCGGUGGAUACGCGGAGAGACAAUCUUGGUUUUCUUCAGGAACUGCGCCAAGUUAUGACCAGUUUAACAACCACGCAAGAGCUGUCUUGGCACCAAAAUGCGACAUCGAAUGCAAGAACAACGGCAUCUGCGUGGACACGAACGUGUGCAACUGUCCCGCCAACUUCUACGGCAAAUAUUGCGAGUUCGAGAAGAAACCUUGCCUCGCUUACCCGCCUCUACCAAUGAAUUCGCUCAGGAAAUGCUCUUCUGAGUUCUGUACGAUCACGUGUAUGGCCGGUCACAAGUUUAUCGAUGGCACAACCGUUGCCAACAUGCGCUGCGUCGGUGGCGAGUGGCAGCCGACACGGGCCGACUUCUCCUCCAUCCCUGACUGCAUCCCAGAGUGCGACCCGCCCUGUCUCAACGGUGGCGUGUGUCUGUCACUUAACACGUGCCAAUGCUCAGCAGCGUACAGAGGGCCUCAAUGUCAAUAUUCGGCUACCGCCUGUGACAUUCGCAAGCUGGCGUUCAACGGCGGCUACAACUGCUCAGGCGACGGCGAGCGGUUCUCCUGUUCUUUGAGUUGCCCUCCACAGGCUGGGUUCAGCUCCCCACCAGCUGCCAUGUACACCUGCCUUUACUCCACCGGUGUCUUUUUACCACAGCCCAUACCGCACUGUACCUUCAAUGAAGUAAUUAUAAUUACGCCAAGCAACCGACCCAGCGAUCCUCAUAGAGGUGAUAUUCCCGAUAACAACACUGCGAGUGAAAGUGAGUCUUUUGUCCACGAGUCUACAACCUUUUUGUCCGGCAAGUACAUCCCAUCAGGGAAUCAAAUAAUAGUUGUGCAAGACUUGACCCCCAAAGGAGGGAGUUGUCUCACCUGGGCUGGAAUGCAUUAUAAGACCUUUGACGGAAAGAUAUACAGUUUCCAGUCACCUUGCCAGCAUAUUCUAGUGCGAGAUGCGGAAGAAGAUAAAUAUACGGUUGCAGUGAGACAUCCAGAUUGCAAGAACUUUGCCUACUGCCCCUCAGAGCUGGUUGUUUAUAUCAACGAUAAAAUGUAUUCACUUAGUGUUGGAGAUGAAGGAGCUGUCCUGUUUCGUUCAACUAAACGCCUGAUUCCAAUGCCGGCCUCGUUGCCAGGCAUCCGCGUCUCUAUGCCCAGUGACCAAGUGUUUGUUAACCUCGACGCUUUGGGCGUUACUAUUAAAUGGGACACAAAUAACUUGAUAGUAAUUGAAGGAUCAGUACUUCUAUGGAAUAAGACCAAAGGUCUUUGUGGAACGUUGGACGGAAAUCCAGAGAACGACUUUUUAAUCAAAGACGGCACCAUAGCGAGAACUAAAUCUAUGAUGGUUACUUCUUGGCAACUAAAUAAGAUCGGAGAUAUUUGUGAAAGCAAUCCAUCUGAAAGUACUGCGUGUGCUUCUAAAACUGAUGCUGAUAUGAGGAAAGCUACUCAGUUUUGUAAUAAAGUAUUCAGUAAGGAUAAGUUCCGGAAAUGCUCAAAGGUAAUGGAUGUAUCUCUUCUCCUGGAAGCCUGUGAAUGGGACUACUGUGCGUGCACAAUGAGUUUAAGUCCAGAAGAAUGCGCUUGCAAAACGGUAUCCGUGUAUGCGAAAGAAUGUCUACGUCAUGGAAUCGAGGAAAUGGUUGCUUGGAGAGACUCUGAGACGUGUCCUAUGCAGUGUCCUGAAGGCAAGGUUUAUAAAGCUUGCGGUCCUGAUGUACAGCCCAGCUGUGCCUUCCCUCUAGCAACAUCAACUUCAGUCAAUAAUUCAUGUGUCGAGGGUUGUUUCUGUCCCGAAGGACUCUUAUUAGAAGGUGGACGGUGCAUUCCUAAAUCGGAAUGUCCUUGCAGGAUUAGAAAUCAAAGCUUUAAGCCUGGAACAGUUAUACCAAAGAGCUGUAAUACUUGCACUUGCCAAGCUGGAGAGUGGACUUGUACUCAAGUGCCAUGCGGCGCGCGGUGCAGUGCAGUAGGCGACCCACAUUACACCACCUUCGAUGGGCUUCGCUACGAUUUUAUGGGGACAUGCACUUACACACUACUCCAGACUGACAACGUUACUGUUGAAGUGGAAAACGUUGCUUGCUCGGGAUCAAUAACUGAGGCUAUGAACCUGGCACCGUACAAAGGUGAAGGAAAGCCAUCAUGUACGAAAGCAGUUAACAUAGUUUACAAGGGGGCAAACAUACAUAUGAAGCAAGGCGGCUUCAUCCUCGUCAACGGCAAAGAAGUCUCCGCGCUGCCGGUCAAUGUAGGGGACAUCAGGAUAAGGGCUGCGUCUUCGCUAUUUGUUAUAGUUCAACUACCAAUAAAAGUAGACCUAUGGUGGGAUGGCAAUACCAGAGUGUUCGUAGAUGUCCCACCGGAAUUCCAUCAACAGACAAAGGGUCUUUGUGGAACUUUCAAUUUGAAUCAAAAAGACGAUUUCCUAACACCUGAGGGUGACGUGGAGCAAUCGGCUUUCGCAUUUGCCAACAAAUGGAAGACCAGAGAGUUUUGUAAUGACAUCGCCACCAAAGAACCAGAGAACCCUUGCCAUGCCAACGUGGAAAAUAAAGAAGCUGCUGAGAAAUACUGCAGCAUAUUGAAGAGUGCAUUAUUUGAAUCUUGCCAUUGGUAUGUGGAUGUGCAGCCAUACUACGAGAACUGUCUGUACGACAUGUGCGCAUGCAGCGGCGACGUGUCUCGCUGUCUGUGCCCCAUGCUCGGCGACUACGCGAUGGCGUGCGCGGCCAACGGACGGCACGUGCAAUGGAGAUACAACGUCAAGGAGUGCGAGCUAUCAUGUACCGGUGGCCAGGAGUACACGGUGUGUGCGGAUAGCUGCGUGCGGACUUGCACGGACGUAGCCCUCACCGCUAAGAGCACGUGCAAACCGACCUGCGUUGAGGGAUGCGCUUGUCCUACUGGACAGGUACUGGACAGCAGCAAUGUUUGUGUUCCUAUCGCUCUGUGUCCCUGCUUCCACAAGGGUAUGGAGUUCAUGCCUGGUUACAAAGAAGUAAGGGCCGGCACACGAGAGCGCGAACUUUGUACAUGCGUUGGUGCGAGAUGGGACUGCGUGCCGGCCACACCCGAGGAGAUCUUGCGAUAUCCGCCCGCUGAGGACCUGCGUAGUAACUGCAGCUCAUUACAGCAUAGAGAAUUCACCACCUGCGAGCUAGCGGAGCCACUCACCUGCAAGAACAUGCAUCUACCUCCUUUGACGCGUGCGAGCGAGUGCCGGCCAGGCUGCCAAUGCAAGAAGGGCUUCGUGUUGGACACGGGGUCGGGCAAGUGUGUGCAACCCACUAACUGCCCCUGCCACCACGGCGGCAGGAGCUAUGCUGACGGGGAGAAGAUGCAGGAAGAAUGCAACACAUGCGAAUGCAAGAGUGGCAGCUGGUCGUGCAGCGCGCGCGCUUGCUCUGGCGUAUGCAGCGCAUGGGGUGACUCCCACCUCGCCACUUUCGACGGUACUCACUACGAUUUUGAGGGCGUCUGCACAUACCUCCUCGCCAAGGGAUCCAUGGACGGACAAGAUGGCUUCAGUGUUGAGAUUCAGAACGUGCCGUGCGGAACAACCGGCGCUACCUGCUCCAAGUCCGUGACCCUCAGGGUCACCAACGCCGACGGCAGCGAGGAGUCCAUCUCACUCUCACAGGGAGCACCAUUACCUGAUGCCACUAAUUUGAAGAGGAUAAAGCUCCGCAUCGCAGGCGCGUACGUGUUUGCCGAUGUACCCAGCCUCGGCAUGAGCUUGCAGUGGGACCGCGAACUGCGCGUCUAUGUCAAGGUCGACGCUAUGUGGCAGAACAGGGUGAAAGGUUUAUGCGGUAACUACAACUCGGACAUGCGCGACGACUUCCAAACGCCAUCUGGCGGCGGAUUCGCCGAAACAUCCGCUCUUAUAUUUGCCGACUCCUGGAAACUGAAGCCAACAUGUCCAAAGCCUCAAGAAGUAGCGGACCAUUGUAAGCAACGACCACAACGUAAAGAAUGGGCGACCACAACAUGUGGAGCGUUGAAGCGGUUCCCGUUCUCGCUGUGCCACGCGGAGGUGCCGGUGGAGGCGCACGUGCGCGCCUGCGAGGCGGACGCGUGCGCUUGCGACGCCGGCGAUGACUGCCGCUGCGCGUGCGCCGCUAUAGCUAACUACGCGUACGCCUGCGCCGCACGAGGAGUUACCUUUGACUGGCGCAAGCAGGACCUUUGCCCGAUGCAGUGCGACACCAAGUGCAGUAACUACAACUCGUGUAUGUCACCCUGCCCGCCCGAGACUUGCGACAACAUGCUCGACUACGAUAAGUUAAAGGCCGUCUGCGAGAAAGAGUCUUGCAUAGAAGGUUGCCAGGCCAACAAGACGUGUCCCGAGGGCACGGUGUAUUCGAACAGCUCCCUGACAGAGUGCGUCCCGCGCGCUAAGUGCCGUCCCGUCUGCAUGACCCUGGAGGAUGGCAGGGAGAUCCUCGAGGGUGACGUCAUAGAGGCGGACGACUGCCACACAUGCAGAUGCUCCAAAAAGACUAAAGUCUGUUCCGGCCAACCUUGCCCUACAACUGAUACAACACCAUCGGGUCCCCCUACGUCACCGAAGCCGCACGACCAGCCGCUAGGCUGCGUCACCGGUUGGACGCCCUGGCUCAACCGAGGACCGGCGGAGAUCGCACCCGACGGCGCCUCCAUAGAAAACGAACCGUUACCUAGACCCAACGAACUGGUGGUAGGCGCCCCAAUGUGCAAGCCAGAUAUGAUGAAGACGAUCGAAUGCCGCACCGUCGUAGGUCACAAGACCGCCAAGGAGACUGGUCUAAAUGUAGAGUGCAGCCUGGAGCAGGGCUUGGUCUGUCGCGUACCAGAGGAUGUCUGCCCUGACUUCGAGAUACGUGUCUAUUGCAAAUGUGAAGAGCCGUUCCGAUGCAUGAACAGCACGCAUCCCAACCACCCGCACCCCACGGAUUGCAGCAAGUUCUACGAAUGCACCCCCGAAGUGGGCACCACAAAGGAACCGCACGCCGUGCUUAAGCAAUGCGGGGAAGGUCUCCUGUACAACCCGGUAACCAUGGUGUGCGACUGGCCCCAGGCUGUAUACGCAGUGCGACCGGAGUGCGAGAAACCAAUCACCACCACAACAGCUGCUACACCUGCAGCUGAAGAAACAGCACCGACCGGGGUCACCGCUACAGAAUCACCUGGAGUUCCGAGAAUCUUUACGUCCGAAUCAUUUGUUACGACUGCAUCUUCUACGAUAGCUACCCCUCCUCUGCCAACGAGUCCCCUGUGCCCGCCUGGCCAGGUGUUCUCCUCCUGCGCGUACCCCUGCGACAACCUGUGCGAACAUUUCCUACAGACAUUACGGGAGAGAGGAGAAUGUCUCCCGGGACAGAAAUGUGUAAAAGCCUGCAUCGAUGAGUCGAUUGCAAAUAUAAAAUGCGAGUUUGGAUCGAAAUGGCGCGAUGACAAGACCUGUGUACCUAUCAAGGACUGCACUUGUUACGAUGAAGGCCACAGAAUUAAGCCUGGCGGUGUUGUGGUUCACGGCUGCGAGAAAUGUCAGUGUCUCGACAACGCAUUACACUGUGAUACCACUGACUGUGUUUCCAUCUUCACCUCAGUUGGGCCUACGCAUAUGACCUAUAUCCUCGAACCCAAAACCACUCCGGCUACAUUCCCCACCAUAGCACCGACGAAACCCACUACAGUGACAAUUUCUUCUACUUGGACACCAACUACGGUUGAAGUUACGCCGACACCUACUCUUCCGCCCAAAACAACGUUAUCUACAACGGAAGGAACAACACACGCUCCCACGGAACCGUCUGUAGAAACGACCGUACCGACAACGGAAACGCCACUUAUUAUCAAAUCUACAAAUACUCCGCCACCAAAAUGUGAUCCUACAAAGUAUAAAAAUCUGCUAUGGAAUGCGGAACCCUUACCAAAGUCUGCGUUCACCGCCAGCUCUUCAUCCAGUCCCUUGUAUGAACCUCAGCAUGCAGAAUUAAAUGGUGUACCGCUAGAUAUAUCAGGUGCCAGCUGGACUCCAAAGACUAUGGACACGAAUCAAUACAUACAAGUCGAGUUCCCUCACCGGGAGCCUGUCUAUGGCGUGACGAUGCAAGGCAGCCCCGUGUUCGACCAUUACGUCACCAGCUAUGAAGUCAUGUAUGGCGAUGAUGGUAGCGUCUUCUCUACUGUAGAUGGUCCUGAUGGAAAACCUAAGGUCUUCCGAGGUCCAGUUGACAGCAGCGAACCCCUGCAGCAAAUGAUUGAGCCGCCCAUCGAAGCGAAAUUCAUCCGCAUCCGACCGCUGACGUGGCACAAGGGUAUUGCAGUGCGCUUGGAGCUUAUCGGCUGUGAGGAACCCAUCACCACCACGCCGGUGCCUACCACCACUGUCACAACUCCUGAGCCAAUGCAGUGUACGGAUGCUAUGGGCUUAGACGCCGAACUGCCUUUGGACAACAUUGAAGUGUCCUCCAACAAUGAGGCGCGACCAUUCUUGAAGCUCGAUGGAGAAAGAGGAUGGCGCCCAACUUACAGUACCCCUGGACAAUGGAUCAAGUUUGACUUCAUGGCACCACGUAAUAUAACCGGCAUCAAGACCAAGGGUGGAGUGACAGGAUGGGUAACCGCAUACAACGUGCUGUUCUCGUGCAACUUGUCGCUGCCGUUCAGCCCCAUGGUGGACAUGCUCGGAGAUGUGCGACAGUUCCCGGCCAACUACGACAGCGACACAGUGGUGACGACAGAGUUCCGGCCGCCGAUACGUGCUCAGUACUUAAAGAUAUUGCCAGUCAAAUGGAAUCGUAAUAUGGAGAUGAGAGUGGAGCCUAUUGGAUGUUUCGAACCUUACCCAACGACAACAACCGUCGCUCCAACACCGACUCCGAGCAGCAGCGGGUGCGAGGUGUGCCCGGGCGUGCGACCGACCGCCUGCAACUGCACAGAGCUCCAGUACUUUGACGGCGAGACCUGCGUCUCCAGGGACCAGUGUCCAUGCGUCGAAGGAUUUAUGACGUAUGCGGUCGGUUCUAUCUUCCGCGGCACUGAAUGCGACGAGUGCAUGUGCAAGCUGGGCGGCAUCACCGACUGCAAGCCCAUUAAGGAGUGCAAGUGUGAGCCGGAUAUGGUACCAAAACUGUCAACGUCGACAUGCGAAUGCUCGUGCGAGGCAUGCCCCGACGGCACCAGGAUCUGCCCGACGAGCGCGCUGUGCUUGCCGCUGGAGAAGUGGUGCGACGGCCUCCAGGACUGCGGAGAUGACGAGCGCGACUGCAUCACCAGCACCGCCAUUAAGACCACCGUCACAGAACCCACAUUCAUCAGCACGGCCGUGCCUAUUGCUGGCGCCACGCCGCCUGCCACCACCACCACCACACAAAAACCAGAACGCCGUAAGGAAAUUAAAGAAAUUGCUACAUUUUAUGAAAAUUUUCAUCCAAGAUUAGAGAAGGUACCGAAAACUCUAUUUAUAGAACCUAAGAACGAGGAUAGAAAUAUAGCUGUGAAAUGUCCCAAAGUGGAAUGCCCGCGUGGUUACUUUGUCCAAACCAUAACAGGCCGUCCUAAUUACAUAUCAUCGUUGACAUCUGACCUGCCGCCUCCAAGGCCAAGAAAUUCCUACCAGAGGUACCAAACUGGAGCAAAGACAUGGUACGGGAGGAAGGGUGGAUUUUCGAAGACUGCCUUUUCUAAGGGAGGAUUCUCUAAAGGCGGAUAUACACCUUUUGGCCGACCGAAGUUCCCGCAGCAAAAUCAAGCAUUCUCACUGGAUAAACCUGCGUUAACGAAAGACACCUCGUCCAAGGAAGUCUGCCCGCAAUUUAAAUGCAUCCCGAAACUACCCCCACCGCCGAGGCCGGGCUCCACCCUCCCGCCCCUCAUCUGCUCCGCCCCUCUCUGCCCGCAGCACUACUCACUCAAACUGGAAAGUGUACCAACCGACGUUCAUAAGUGUCCACAGUACGUGUGCGUGCCCCCAGUGGAGCGGCCGGUGUACUGCAACGUGACAGGGCGCACCUUUAAUACUUUCGAUGGCGUCGAAUACAAAUACGACAUCUGCUUCCACAUCCUCGCCAGAGACAACCGCUUCGACGCCUGGACAGUUAUUGUCCGCAAGAAGUGCCGCCCCGAUGGUUGCGUAAAUCAAUUGAUGGUGCUCCAAGAUGACCAGUUGAUCCUCGUGAAGCCAAAUCUAAUGAUAGAAUACAACAACUUCGAAUACACAGUGGAGCAGACUCGCAAGAUUUGCUUCCAGAAGAACAGCUUCGAUGUCGACCGCCUUGGCAACGGCGUGUCCAUUAAGUCUAGAAAAUAUAACUUCACCGUCUUGUAUUCAACUAAUGGUGAUAUCAAAAUUGGGCUGCUUAAGACACACUUGGGUGGUGUGGACGGUCUCUGCGGUGCUUACGACGGCGACUCCAGCAACGACCGUCGGCUUCCAAGUGGCCAGCAGGCGGUCAGCAUCGACCAGUUCGGUAGGUCUUGGGCCAAGCCCGGCCUCAAGCCUGAUGCCUGCCAGCCCAAGGUUAUUCCGCCCAAGGAACAAAAGAAAUGUUGGGACAUGUGCGACGUUCUUACGAAAGAACCGAUCUCGCAAUGCGCCAAGGUUCUUAACCUGGACAAAUGGCGGACCAUCUGCUUGGAGAAGGUGUGCGAGUGUGCUGAGCAGGUGGUGAAUGGCACCAAGCGCUCCGAGGAGGAGUGCAGGUGCAAGUUCGUGGAGCAGCUGGUGGCGGAGUGCCUCGCCGCCGACAAGGAUCUCGACAUACAGAGCUGGAGAAUGAAUAUGAAUUGUCCGGCGGAGUGCGCUGCGCCGCUGGUUCACUACGACUGCUACCGGCGCCGCAGCGAGCCGACCUGCGCUGGCGUCGGCGCCGGCAGCCGCAGCAGCCAGCAGGAGGACGGCCUCUGCUUCCCCGGCUGCUACUGCCCGGAGGGACGCCUGCGCAAGGGCGACCAGUGUAUAGCGCCUACUGAUUGCUUAGACUGUACUUGCCACGGUUUGGGAACGCCUUCGAAGUACCAGACGUUUGAAGGUGACGACUUGCCUUUCCUCGGCAACUGCACCUACCUCGCAUCUAGGGACAGGAAUGAGACCGGAAACCACAAGUAUCAGGUCUACGUGACAAACGAACCGUGUGCUGACAAUAAAGAUGUUGCGUGCACGAAAUCAAUCUAUUUGAUUUACGAAAAGAAUAUUGUUCAGAUCGCAAAGGAGUCUUAUUCAAACAUGAUUCAGACAACUAUAAACGACGAGCCCGUGUUCAAAUAUCCGCUGAAAAAUGAAUGGGCUGAAAUAAGUAAAGUCAACGGCGAAGACGUCACAAUCAAGCUGCCAGAUAUACAUGUGGAGUUGUCAGUGCUGCGAGCAAAGUUGGAGUUCUCAGUCCGCGUGCCGUCGUACCAGUACGCCAACCAGACAGAGGGUCUGUGCGGCGUCUGCAUGGGAUACCAGGAUAAACUCAUCACCAGGAACGGAACCGUCACUGAUGAUUUUGAAUUGUAUGGCAAGAGCUGGCAGGCAGAUAUAGACACCCUGUCGGUCCUGAACGAGGCGGUGCUGAUGGUCUGCGGCGACUUCCUUCCCGAGCCUGUCUGCGACCCCUUGCCUCCAGAGCGCAACCCCUGUCUCGUCCUCAACAACGUCGAGACCUUUGGAGAGUGUCACGCGCUGGUAGACCCGGCAGAGUACAUAGCGCAGUGCGAGGAUGAUCUGUGCGCGUGGAACACGACCGACGCCUGCCCCUCGCUGGAGAUGUACGCCGCCGAGUGCCGUCGCCAGGGCGUCUGUCUGCAGUGGCGUAAUCAGGAACUCUGCCCAUACCCAUGCGAAAGCCCAAUGGUGUACCGAGAAUGCGUCGAUUGCGAGAGGACGUGUGAGAAUUACGACAUUCUCGAAAAGAAUCCGGAGAAAUGCGACACCUUCCCCGUCGAUGGCUGCUUCUGUCCUAAGGGAAAGGUCCGAGUGAACAACACGUGUAUUGAACCCAAGAAGUGCUUCCCUUGCGACGCCAAAAAGGAACAUUACUCGGGCGACGAGUGGCAAGAAGACGCGUGCACUAAAUGUACGUGCAGCAAACUGGUGGACUCAAAUGAGGCACAAGUGUCGUGUGUAAAACAAACGUGCACUGUGUCUGUGUGUGGUGAACACGAGAACCUGGUCACCAAGCCCGCCAAACCCGGACAAUGCUGCCCAGAGUACAUGUGUGUGCCGAAACCGAUUGAGAAACACUGCGAGGAACCGAAAAAGAUGGAGUGCGGAUUCGGUCAAGUGUUGAAACAAAAGAACACGCCCAGCGGAUGUAAAGAGUUCUCAUGCGAGUGCAAACCGGCGAGCGAGUGCGAAGCCAUUCCUCCGGACAGCGAAGUGGAAAUAAUGGAACCUGGAAUGGAGAGGGUGAUCGACAGCAGCGGCUGCUGCCCGCGCGCCCAGCUCGUCUGCCGCCGCGACUCCUGCCCCAAACCGCCAGUAUGCCCGGAGUUCCAUAACCUCAACACUACCGAGCAACCCGGGCAAUGCUGCCCCGAACACAAGUGCGUACUGCCUAAAGACAAAUGCAUUGCUAAGCUGGAGUGGGAGGCAGCGGCUCGAGGUGGAGAAAAACCAAGAGAAGUGCCGCAAAGUGUGUUAAAGGAUGUGGAUGCGGUGUGGCUGGACGGGCCGUGCCGGUCCUGCCGCUGUAACGCGGAGUCUGUGGGCGCGGUGCCUCAGUGCGGCAUCACGGAGUGCCCACCGCUGGCCACCAGCGAGGAGUUCGUGAUGGAGGCGCUGCCGGUGCCCUUCGAGUGCUGCCCGCGCGCCGUGCAAGCCGCCUGCCGGUACCAACACCACGUAUACAAGGUUGGCGAGAACUGGACGUCGCCCGAUAACCCCUGUGAGACAUACCACUGUGUCAAAGUCGGCGAGGGACAACUCGACAGGGUCACCAAACAACAAUACUGCGACGAAGACUGUCAACCGGGUUGGGAGUACGUCCCGGCUGACGAGAACAGCGGCCAAUGCUGCGGCAAGUGCAAGCCGGUGGCGUGCGUGUGUGAGGACACGCUGCACCCCAUCGGUCAGACCUGGGCCUCACCAGACUUCUGUACCAACUAUACCUGCGUAGACCUCAAUGGAACCCUCCAAGUGCAGAGCGCAAACGAGACCUGUCCUAAGAUAUCGGAAGAGAUGCAGAAGCAGUUCGUGCUGACGGAGGAGAAGGUGCCCGGCAAGUGCUGCCCCAAGGUCGAGCCUGUCGCCUGUCGCGUCGAUGACAAGAUCUACCAGGUUGGCGAGAACUGGACGUCUGAAACUAACGCAUGCGAAUCGUACGAGUGCGCGCGCACAGGGGACCGGCUGGAGCGGCUCACCACCGUGCACUACUGCCAUGACGACUGCCAACCGGGCUGGGAGUACAUACCAUCGGCGAACAAGAGCGAGCAGUGCUGUGGUACAUGUGAGCCGGUGGCGUGCGUGUGUGAAGGUGUUCUGCACCCCAUUGGCGAGGUGUGGACCUCUGCCGACUUCUGCACCAACUACACCUGUGUCAAUCUCAACGGAACACUACAAAUCCAAAGCUUCAACGAGACCUGUCCGGAAAUAAGUGAAUCCAUGGAAAAGCAGUUUGUGCUGACUAAAGAAAAGAUGGAAGGCAAAUGCUGUCCCAAGGUCAAACCUGUCGCAUGCAGAGUGAAUGAUAAAAUAUACGAGGUUGGACAAAACUGGACAUCGCCAACAGACGCAUGCGAAUCUUACGAAUGCGCACGCGCAGAGGACGGCAAAUUGGAGAAGGUGACCACCGUGCAAAGCUGCGACUAUAGCUGUCAACCGGGCUGGGAGUACGUACCUUCGGUGAAUAAGAGCGAGCAGUGUUGCGGACGAUGCAAGCCGGUGGCGUGCGUAUGCGAGGGCGUGCUGCGACUCAUCGGCGAGGUGUGGACCUCCAAGGACUUCUGUACCAACUACACCUGUGUGGACCUCAACGGCACUCUCCAAGUCCAAAGCUUCAACGAGACGUGUCCAGAAAUAAGCGAAUCAAUGGAAAAGCAGUUUGUACUCACGAAACUUAAAGUGGAAGGAAAAUGUUGUCCGAAAGUCGAACCUGUCGCAUGUCGCGUUGCUGAUAAAAUAUAUCAGGUGGGAGAAAACUGGACGUCGCCAACAGACGCAUGCGAGUCGUACCAGUGCGCGCGCGCAGAGGACGGCAAGCUGGAAAAAGUGACCACAGUGCAAAGCUGCGACGACGACUGUCAACCAGGCUGGGAAUACGUACCUUCAGUGAACAAGAGCGAGCAGUGCUGCGGGCGGUGCAAGCCGGUGGCGUGCAUGUGCGAGGGAGUGCUGCGACUCAUCGGCGAGGUGUGGACCUCCAAGGACUUCUGUACCAACUACACCUGUGUGGACCUCAACGGCACCUUACAAGUCCAGAGCGCCAAUGAGAAGUGUCCAGUGAUCAAGGAGGCCAUGUUGAAGCAGUUCGUGUACUCUGAGGAGAAGGUGGUGGGCAAGUGCUGCCCCAUCCGAGAGCCCGUAGCGUGCCGCGUCGGAGACACCAUCUACCAGGAGGGACAGAGCUGGACAACGACGGACCCGUGCGUGAACGCGACGUGUGCGCGCGACUCGGACGGCCAACUGUCGCGCAAGGAGGCGACUGAGGGUUGCGUGCGCGACUGCCCGCGCGGCUGGCUGUACAAAGAGCCGCCGCCCGGCGUCUGCUGCAGCCGCUGCGUGCAGUUCGCCUGCCUAGUCGAUGACAAGCUCAGGAAACCUGGCGAAACUUGGCAAUCUGGCGACAACUGUACGACGUUCUCUUGCGAGCGUGACGGCGAAGAAUUCUACACGACGUCGCUGCGGCGGCCCUGCCCGGACGUGUCCGCCUGUGCGCCCGAGGACCUCGUCAACGAGACCUGCUGCCAGGUCUGCAAGAUGACGCCGAGCCCGCUCAGUACCUGCGUGCCUAAGUCGAUCCCGAGCUUGGAGACGUUGGGUCUGAUCCGCGUGCACAUGGGACCGCACGGCUUCUGCGUCAACCGCGAGCCAGUGCCCGGCUUCCGCGAGUGCCGCGGCUCCUGCGACUCCGGCACCUUGUACAACAACCAAACGGGUGCUCACGACUCGAAGUGUGAGUGUUGCGCGGCGGUGAAGUACGAGCGGCUGGUGGUGGGGCUGGUGUGCGAGGACGGCAGCCGGCGCGCGCACAGCGUGGCCUCGCCGGAGCGCUGCGUCUGUCAGCGCUGCGGGGGCGCCGCCAAGUGGACCGCCACCAAGACAGGCGUAAAAGGGCCGAGGUACACAUCAAUACCACCGAGAUAUAACCCCAUAUUGGAUGAAGACUACAAUAUUCCAGACAUGUUCGCUAGGUUCGGCACCACGGGCCGACCGCCGCCGAGACUUUGAACAUUCAUUUACCCAUUUUAGUGAACCGCAGUAUUUAAAAUGUGUACAAUAUGCUCAAUUUUACAAUUAUUAUUAAGUAAUUAAACGAUUUAUUAUUAUUUAUUAAGCUUCCAAAGUUCAAUGUUACUCGUUUUAAACGUACUGUGGUUUACGUGAUUGUAUCGAAUCCAAAGAUAUGUAAGCUUACAAUUUUUUAUUGUCUUUAUUUUUGUAAAUAAUUAAAAAAAAAUCGAAGCAUA